Messenger RNA from Lasiosphaeria miniovina, 2293 nucleotides. RefSeq lists its product as uncharacterized. The transcript is spliced from 2 exons. The record is from RefSeq and is a predicted model, not a curated record. NCBI's taxonomy places the organism in Eukaryota, Fungi, Ascomycota, Sordariomycetes, Sordariales, Lasiosphaeriaceae. The coding region runs from base 192 to 1853 and encodes 553 amino acids.
UGCGCCUUCUGCUCUGUGGCUUCGAGGCGAUCGGGUAGCAGGAGUAGUAACAGCAAUUUUAUCGCUCCUUCCCGGAACGAUGCUUCGCAAGCGCUAUUCUGGGUUUCCCUAUUCGCAGUCUAUGGAAGAUGACUUGCAAGAACCCGCCUCAUUACGGUAUUUGAAUCAAAGGCGCAACCCACACCGACCAAAUGGAUGAUGUUUCGCCUCUUUCGCCCAGCUUACUUACAAUCUGCCCUAUAGCCUCCGAAUCGACGAGACAGCCCACAUACACGACCGUUGGUUCUAUAUACAACCCACAUGCGACUACUCCACUCCAGCCGCCUACCCGUCGCCCCAGAUCGCGUCGAUAUCCGGGUGCCAUACAGUCGCCAUCCGGCGAGCCUGUCUUCGGUUUCCCAAACAGCCUGCUGUCUGCUUUGCCAGUGGCGGACAGGGCUCCCAGUUCUCCAGCCCAGGCGAACCAGCUACCGCAAUAUUCGCCUCUCCAGCAGAAUUACGAUAGAGCAGUCAGCCCGGUGACCGAACAAAAGAUAGCCCUACUUGCAGGAAGAGGCAUGUCGGCCCCCAGCAUCAGAUCUGGCAAUUUACCGCCUCCUCCGUCUUAUGGUCUGGGAAUAUCUCUCGUCGAAAGGCAGGAAAGCACAGUCGUUAGCAAUGGUGAUAGUGCCCAUACUGAAGACUCAUUUCCACCGAUGCGAAUAACCGUAAAAGGACUCAACAGCUUGGCUUCAUACCCAAAUCCGGCGCAAAAGGCAGCCCAGCAAGCACUUGCCAAGGCCACUCGAACAGGCAAUUCUGGGAUCAGCCGUUCCGAAGCAAACUCAUCCAUCUCCUAUCUGACUUCGGAGUUCGGUGGUAGAGGACGCGUUGCUGGAACAUUUGGCUCAACCAUCAGUUCCGCCGGAAUACCUCAGCCACUGACAGCGGGCCCGCCAGGACAACGACAAUUCAGGCCAUCAGCACUUGAAGGCUCAGUCAAGGCACUCUACUUUGAUCAAGACACCCCAUCCGAUUUCUCUACUUCUUUUGACCCCGGCUAUAAACAAAACUCGGCAUCAAACGCCGUGUUCUCCAACACCUUCAAUCACCUUUCCACUGGCGGACACGGUGAGCUAGUUAGGGGAACAGACCAGUCGGUGGUUAUGACCCAUCAAACUGGAUUCCACAGCAGCCACGUCGCCCAUCUCACUGUCAAUACCAAACCUCUCAGCACUUCUAGCAUACAUCCAGAUGCUGUGGAUUCCAAGAAUACCAGCGAUACACUGCCCUUUGAGAAAGCCCAGGCUUAUUAUCCCCAAGGGUUCCCCCUUGACUAUACCAGGCACUAUACUCCGGUGGACGAAUUCUGGCACGAGAACCCCCCAGCUCAGGUAACAAGGAUUUACCAGCAGUCCACAGAGUCGACAUCCGAGCGGAAAGACAGGAUCAAUCGAAAUUUCUAUGCUGGCACAGAGGGGCUGGUUAAGGAUAUGGAGGGGGUGAUGCACGACCACGACCGUCGCUUCCUUGACAACAAAGUUGGCGUUAUAGGACAGGGUCGAGAGAGAUUCCGAACGAUGGGAAGCAAUGGCAAGGUACAGCCACCAUUUUUGACUGUGGCAGAGUCUAACAGUAUCGAAGACCGGGCUCACGCGGAGCCUCUUCUCAAUAUGGCAUUUGCAACACUGUUGACCUACAAGAAGGAGAGAGAGUCAGAUGCUCAUGGGAAGAGAGAUUGGCGAAGCGGUUUUGUCGCGGCCGACCCUGCAUGGAUUGACAACAGCGAGGAGGGUAACAAGAGCUUCUUUGAUACACCCAAAAGCGAGGCACCAGAGAAGAAGGUGGUUAAGAAAUCACGUCGCGGCUACUGAGUGGGUUGAUGUCGCAUUUCUUUCCAGCAGAGCCACUUUCGGGAAUAGAGAAUGAGGGGAAUAUUUCUCGGUCGUAUUCGGAUUGACUGGGGAGCAUUUUAUUCAUGGCCUCUUGACCUGAUACAAUAUGGGUUUGCUUUGGGACUGCCAGGGUCUAAUAGUGGACGUCCGUUGCUUUUGGGCUGAUACUGAAAUGGAUUUGAGGGAUCAUGACAUGAUCAACUGUUUUGGAGAUGCAGGACCUCAGAUCAUGGUCAAUUUUGGUUCGGAAGCCGAGGACCCUCGCACAGCGACUUUGCACAUUACUCGCCAAUAGCUUUGGGUUGUCUCUUCAUCCUUGAGCGAAACCCUACUACUACAUUUGCCUGCUAAACGUGAAUGCUAUUGCUGUUUAUUUAGCAUAUAUUUCACGACUCAUGACAGUAAGGACCAGUGAAUAA